Molecule: messenger RNA, 1296 nt
Organism: Monosiga brevicollis MX1
Lineage: Eukaryota; Choanoflagellata; Craspedida; Salpingoecidae
Exons: 4
Coding region: 1-1296 (431 amino acids)
Biological process (GO): positive regulation of protein catabolic process; protein polyubiquitination; proteasome-mediated ubiquitin-dependent protein catabolic process
Molecular function (GO): ubiquitin-protein transferase activity
Source: RefSeq, a predicted model, not a curated record
AUGCCUGGCCAAUUAUCUGCCCCCAACGAUCGCGAGCUGCGCUUUUUGCAGUUUCUCGAAGCCCACGCAAGUGUCAUUAAUGACAUUGUGCGCAAGCGGCCCGAGCUCCUUGGCAAGCGUCCAUACAGCUUGUUGACGCGAUUUCCCACUAUUUUGGAUUUCGAAGUGAAAGAAAAGUUUUUCCGCAAAAAGAUCAAACCAGAUCGCCACCGUCGUGUGCCACUGCGCAUCCGCCGUGACUACCUCUUCGAGGAUUCUUACCAGCGCGUCAUGCAACUCAAUGCGGGUGAGCUGCGUGGACGUCUCAACGUACAGUUCCAAGGCGAGGAGGGCAUUGAUGCCGGCGGUCUGCUUCGUGAGUGGUAUUACACGAUUUCGCAGUCGAUCAUGAAUCCGAACUACGCCCUCUUUUGUCAGUCGACCCCGGGUUCAGAAACGUAUCAACCGAAUCAGCACUCGUCCAUCAACGUCGAUCAUCUGCGUUACUUUCAGUUUUGCGGUCGCGUGGUCGCAAAGGCCAUCUUUGAUCAUCAGCUGCUUGAUUGCCAUUUUACCCGCGCCUUUUACAAGCAAAUCUUGGGUAUGCACGUGUCAUGGCGUGAUCUGGCGGCCGUUGAUUCGUCUCUCUACAAAAAUCUCCUUUUCAUCCUGGAGAACGACGUGACGCCUUUUGAGGGUGAUUUCACGUUUUCUUUGGACGUGGACCGAUUUGGCAAGUUGGAGACGAUUGAUCUCAAGCCCGGGGGACGUGAUUUGAACGUGACUGAGGAGAACAAGAAAGAAUACGUGCGCUUGGUCGCGGACAUGAAACUGACAGAGGCCAUCAAAGAUCAAAUCAAGGCCUUCCAAAAGGGCUUUUACGAAGUUAUUCCACAAACUGACAUUGCACUCUUCAACGAGUCGGAGCUCGAGCUUUUGAUUUCUGGUCUGCCUGAGGUGGACAUUGACGACUUGCGCGCCAACACGGAUUAUCACUCGGGUCUCUCGGCAAGCACGCCAGUCAUCCAAUGGUUCUGGCGCGCGGUGCGCUCCUUCUCGCGUGACGAGCGCAUCAAGUUGAUUCAAUUUGUCACGGGCACUGGUCGCAUCCCCGUGGGUGGCUUCUCCAAGCUAGUUGGCAUGAGUGGGCCACAAAAGUUUAACAUUCAAAAGGAUCGGUCCGGCCCGCAGCGAUUGCCUCAGGCCCACACUUGUUUCAAUCAACUGGAUCUGCCCGAAUAUGAGAGCUACGAACAGCUUCGCGAGGCCUUGAAGCUUGCCAUUAUGGAGGCCUCUGAGGGAUUUGGGUUUGGUUGA